Molecule: messenger RNA, 2802 nt
Organism: Nycticebus coucang (slow loris)
Lineage: Eukaryota; Metazoa; Chordata; Mammalia; Primates; Lorisidae
Gene: TTPAL
Product: alpha tocopherol transfer protein like
Exons: 5
Coding region: 305-1330 (341 amino acids)
Cellular component (GO): membrane
Molecular function (GO): phosphatidylinositol bisphosphate binding
Source: RefSeq, a predicted model, not a curated record
ACCUCUUUGUUCCAAUGCUGAGACGUGGCUAGCUCUGUUCUAGGUCCUGAUCCUGAUGCUCGUGGGCAAAAGGCUAGCACACCAAGAAACAGGAGUCUCUGGUCCCUGAAGGCACUCCAGGCCCCUGGGUCACAAGCUUCGCAUGACCCUCUGAUUGGGGUCAAGCAUGUCUGGUGCUUGCCAAGCCUCUGAAAUCUCCCAGCCCUCAUUUGGACGCUUCUCAAGCCAAACCAGGCUCCGGACCACUGGUUGGGCAACCGGUGACCUCAGACUGGGUCAGACCUAUCAGGGAUCCUGGUAGCUCAUGUCCAAAGAAAGCGACUCUCUGAGAACCAGCCCUUCUGUGGCCUCACUCUCUGAAAAUGAGCUGCCGCCACCUGAGCCUCCUGGCUACGUGUGCUCGCUGACAGAAGAACUGGUCACCAAAGCCCGGGAAGAACUGCAGGAGAAGCCAGAAUGGCGACUUCGGGAUGUGCAGGCCCUGCGUGACAUGGUACGGAAGGAGUACCCGAACCUUAGCACGUCCCUUGACGACGCCUUCCUGCUGCGCUUCCUCCGAGCCCGCAAGUUUGAUUACGACCGGGCCCUGCAGCUCCUAGUCAACUAUCACAGCUGCAGGAGGAGCUGGCCUGAAGUCUUCAAUAACCUGAGGCCAUCAGCCUUAAAAGAUGUCCUCGCUUCCGGAUUCCUCACAGUGCUGCCUCACACUGACCCCAGGGGCUGCCACGUCCUCUGCCUCCGCCCAGACAGAUGGAUACCGAGCAACUAUCCAAUUACUGAAAACAUCCGAGCCGUAUACUUGACGUUAGAAAAACUCAUUCAGUCUGAAGAAACCCAGGUGAAUGGAAUUGUAAUUCUUGCGGACUACAAAGGAGUGAGCUUAUCAAAAGCAUCUCAUUUUGGCCCUUUUAUAGCCAAGAAGGUGAUUGGCAUCCUCCAGGAUGGUUUCCCCAUUCGGAUAAAAGCAGUGCAUGUAGUGAAUGAACCGCGAAUAUUUAAAGGCAUUUUUGCCAUCAUAAAACCAUUUCUGAAGGAGAAAAUAGCAAACAGAUUCUUCCUCCACGGGUCUGACUUGAACUCUCUCCACACAAACCUUCCUAGAAGCAUUCUCCCCAGAGAGUAUGGGGGCACAGCUGGAGAGCUGGACACUGCCACCUGGAAUGCAGUACUACUGGCCUCAGAAGAUGACUUUGUCAAAGAGUUCUGCCAGCCUGCUCCUGCCAGCGACAGCAUCCUGGACCAGGCGCUGCUGCCUGAGGGACUGACCUCAGAUGCACAGUGUGAUGACUCCAUGCGAGCUGUUAAAUCACAGCCGUACUCCUGUUACUAGGUAGUCCCCUGUGUAACCAUCUGUAAGACCUUUUUUCUUUUGAGAGGCACAAGGAGAACUUAAGGUGCCAAGGAUUCGGUCUUGUGCCUUGUAAUUAAACUGCAGCAUGGAGGAACAGCCCUCGAGAUUUGAAGGUUAGCCAGUCAUGGGUUACUUGAAUCAUUCCAUGGAAGACAUGGAACAUGUCCCCGGUGAUUCCCAAACAUUUGGAAUCCCAGUUUGUAACUAUUAAUCAGGAAGCUGUAUCUGGAUUUUUUUGUUUUUUUUUUUUGUAGAGACAGAGUCUCAUUGUACCGUCUUCCGGUAGAGUGCCGUGUCGUCAUACGGCUCACAGCAACCUCUAACUCUUGGGCUUACGCGAUUCUCUUGCCUCAGCCUCCCGAGCAGCUGGGACUACAGGCGCCCACCACAACGCCCGGCUAUUUUUCUGUUGCAGUUUGGCCGGGGCUGGGUUUGAACCUACCACCCUCGGCAUAUGUGGCCGGCGCCCUACUCACUGAGCCACAGGCGCCGCCAGUAUCUGGGUUUUUUAAAAUCUGUUUUUAUGCAUCUUGGAAACAAGAAAAAUCAGGAACAAAGUCACUUUGGUCCCACUUUCAAGAAAACCACCUGAUUGGCCAGUCAGCUCUGCUCCUAUGAAAACGUUUGGGCUAAGCCUGCAAAGUGGCCUAAUGUGUGGCUCUGGGAGUUUGUCUUUUACAUGAACUCUGACCACAGACCUUGGUUGCUCAUUAGGAAAUUCCAUGUUUGAGACCCCAGCUACUAUUACUGGGUUUGGAAAACACCUUCACUGGACAUCAGCACAGCAUCAGGACAUCAGCAGCACCACCUGAUCAAAUUUGGAAACCUGAGACUUCAAAGCACCUCUGGGAUUCAUUGGUUGAAUCUUGCAAUAGAAACUUAAGUUUUCCCAAACCCAGAAAGCCUUAGCCCUGGUUCUCAAUAGAAUCAUACAGGGUCCUAGAAGUAUAUGAUCUUACUCAAUCUAAAAUACUGGAUUCCAGGUGUAUAAAAGUAUUCAGCCUAGGAAUCAGAGAUCCGGACCAUAGGCAUGCAACUAUGGACAAAACCUCUGUGGGCCUCAGCUUUCUCAAAAAUGUAUAAAAUGAGGUGGGUGAGAUGACGUCUAGGGCCCAUCUGGCUGCUGAGGUUCUGGGAUUUGGUUUAGUUACUGAAUGUUAGAUUUUCUGUCUAGAAAAACACUAUCUAGAUACAAGUAGUUGGAUUCCUGUUUUUCUGUGGUACACAUAGGCCUUUCCAUGAAGAAUGUGUCACCAUUUGGCUUUGACUGCAAAGAAACUAGUAUAUGUAUUCCUGGAACUCAUUGAUACCAAUAUCCUUUGAGUAGUGAUGGUUAAACUUCAAAAGAUGGCUUUUGUGAGGCCAGGUGAAAUGAUCAUGAUCUUGAAUGAGCCUUUCCAUCCCUGAGACUCUGGUAGUAUAUUAUAAACCUGACUAUAGUGGUUACAUUC